Messenger RNA from Peromyscus leucopus (white-footed mouse), 2860 nucleotides. It is a transcript of the gene Nek6, whose product is annotated as NIMA related kinase 6. The transcript is spliced from 10 exons. The coding region runs from base 143 to 1084 and encodes 313 amino acids. Gene Ontology annotation, biological process: protein phosphorylation. NCBI's taxonomy places the organism in Eukaryota, Metazoa, Chordata, Mammalia, Rodentia, Cricetidae. The record is from RefSeq and is a predicted model, not a curated record. Gene Ontology annotation, molecular function: ATP binding; protein kinase activity.
CGCGGACGCGCGCAGAAGCGGCAGCCGAACCCGGCAGACUAGCUGCGGCCGCGGCGCCGCCAACUCGCGUGCGACCCGCGCUCCGCCCGCCGCCGAGAGAGACACCGGCGCCGCCUGUGACCUUGUGAGGCGGGCAUGCAGGAUGGCAGGACAGCCCAGCCAUGUGCCCCACGGAGGGAAUCCGAACAACCUCUGCCACACCCUGGGGCCUGUGCCCCCUCCAGACCCACAGAGGCACCCCAACACCGUGUCUUUUCGUUGCUCACUGGCAGACUUCCAGAUUGAGAAGAAGAUUGGCCGAGGACAGUUCAGUGAGGUUUACAAGGCCACCUGCCUGCUGGACAGGAAAACAGUGGCUCUGAAGAAGGUACAGAUCUUUGAGAUGAUGGAUGCCAAAGCUAGGCAGGACUGUGUCAAGGAAAUUGGUCUCCUAAAGCAACUGAACCAUCCGAACAUCAUCAAGUACCUGGACUCAUUCAUCGAAGACAAUGAGCUGAACAUUGUGCUGGAGUUGGCCGAUGCAGGCGACCUCUCACAGAUGAUCAAGUACUUCAAGAAGCAGAAGCGGCUUAUUCCUGAGAGGACCGUGUGGAAAUACUUUGUGCAGCUGUGCAGCGCUGUGGAGCACAUGCAUUCCCGACGUGUGAUGCACCGAGACAUCAAGCCCGCCAACGUGUUCAUCACAGCUACGGGCAUUGUGAAGCUUGGCGACCUCGGCCUGGGCCGCUUCUUCAGCUCGGAGACCACUGCAGCCCACUCACUAGUGGGAACACCAUACUACAUGUCACCAGAGAGGAUCCAUGAGAAUGGUUACAACUUUAAGUCAGACAUCUGGUCCCUAGGCUGUCUGCUGUAUGAGAUGGCAGCUCUUCAGAGCCCCUUUUAUGGAGAUAAGAUGAAUCUCUUCUCCCUCUGCCAGAAGAUAGAGCAGUGUGACUACCCACCUCUCCCAGGGGAGCAUUACUCUGAGAAGCUUCGGGAACUGGUCAGUAUGUGUAUCUACCCUGACCCCGACCACCGGCCUGACAUCGGAUAUGUGCACCAAGUGGCUAGGCAGAUGCAUGUCUGGACAUCCAGCACCUGAAUGCAGCAUGCCUCAAAGCCAAACACCACUUGUCUUACUUGAGUUCUCUCCCCCACAGCCAAGACCAGAGGGCUCAGCAGGCUCCCAAAGGCGGCUGCCUCUACCACUGAGCUGGAGGCAGCUGGGUUAUGGUCAAACUCCAAAGUCCUUUCUUUGAACUGUUGCAGACAAUCUGAGCUGGGGGAAGGGGUUUGGCAGUCCCUGAAGCCCCUGUACCAACUGAAAUGUGAACCUCUGCCUGGUUCCUUCAUACCUGUCCAGGCCCACACUGUCAGGAGACUUGCAGGGAACAGGGUGACUGGUGUGGGUGAGCCUUUGCAAAUGGUUAACACCAGUUGGUUUAGUUCUUAGUACCUUUCCAUACAACCAGGCUGUGUGCUUAAUUUACUCUCUUGUAAGGGGAUACAAUUGAAAUAAUGGUUUAGAGUAGAGACUUUGCUAAUACUUUCUCUGCAUUUUAUGACUCUGAUGAGUGACAUGAGGAGCACCCAGCAUCAGGCACUGAGAGGCAUGGCGUCUGGGAGAUAGGAGAGUCCUCCUCUUCUGAACCCUGCCACGUACCACUGCCUCCUGGAAUACUGUGGCUCAUUGUAGGAUAAGUGUAUGUCAUUUUCAUCCAUGGGAAGAUAGCAAGAAAAACCCAAGAGCUUUGCCCUCACACUGUUCUUCACAAAUUCUAGUUCUCUAUCUUCCUAGUGUGACUUGGGAAGUCUGUUGGCCUUUUUGAGCCUUCAUUUCCUCAUCUGCAAAAAGGGUAAAUGAAGUAUCUAUCUUCCCAGUGACUAACAGGAUCUAAAACAAAAGAUGCUAUUUAGGCAUGCCUGGCAGCCUACGUUUGUUGUCCCGGCACCUGGGAGGUAGAGGCAGGAGGAUCAAGAACCCAGGGUCACACUCGGCUAUAUGGGAAGUUUGAGACUGGAUGGGAUUACCUAAGACCCUAUCUCAAACAAAACAAAACAGAUGCAAACCAGCCAGCAGUGGCAGGUGACCCAAAAAUGCAGCCUGUCACCCUUUCAGAAAACUCCAGUCCAUGGACCCUGGGAGUCAAGAAUUAAAUACAACUGUGUUAUGGGCAGGAAAAGCAGAAAUAUGUUCAUUUACUUUCUGUUCUCAAUAGGAUUAACUGUGAAGACUAACUUAUAAAUGUGAAUUUAAGGAAACUUAAGUGCUGGAGGAAACAGUCUGAAUUAUUUUUGUUCCCCUAUGGCAAACCUCUAUCUCCAAAAAAUAUUUACAUUAUGAUUAAUGUAGUAGCAAAAUUAGUUAUGAAGGAGCAACAAAAAUAACUUUAUUGUUGGGGGUCGCCACAACAUGGAGAACCGUAUUAGAGGGUUGCAGCUUUAGGAAAGUUGAGAGCCACUGGCCUAUGCAAUACUCGAGCAGUACCCACUUGGUGACAGGCCAGUGCUGCUGUGUCUUGUCAGGUGAUGCUUAACUUGCUGCUGGGUGAACUUACUACCAAGGGCUCCCAAAAGUAGGGUCCUGGCUGGCCACACCCUCUGAGCACAGCCUGCACUCCUCCGUGUUUUAGACAAAACGGGAAGAGGAGUGACCGCUGAGCAGCUCAGGGCGGCUCUAACAGCCUGUCAGUGUCGUCUUCAACUGCAGGCUAUAAACUGAGGACACAACAGCAGCACAACUCCUUGAGGCACCUUUAGAAACAACUUGCCAGGCCCCGAACAGUCCAAGGAAUUCCAGAAUAUUUUUAAGUUCUCCAAGUAAUCCUGAGAAUCAUCAGCCAAGCUGCCACUCAAUAAAUCCACUGUGCUCUCUCAA